CGUGCAAGGAGAAGGAGAGCAAACCGAAAAACGAUGAGUCUUGAGGCUAUGUUGAGAGCCGUCGGUCCGCACUUUCUCAAUCUGUCGGAGCGGACGUUCGCAUACGGGCCCCAGGGUAAGCUGCUCCUGAGGAACCUCGAGGAGCACUGGUUCGCGCACUGCGUCACGAUGCCACACUACAACGUCUUCCCAUGCGACAUAAUCGGAGAUGCGUUGCAGCUGCUGCGAAGCAGCUCGAUGGACAACGCAUUACCGUUCGCGCUCGCCACCCUCGCAACCUCCAAGGGCGCGUGGAACGAAUCCCUGCUCGAGUCGACGGCCGGCAGGGCACAGUCUCACAGAACCGCCAAGGUCAACGUGUUCGUCGACGCGUCAGACGCAAGGAAUCUGCUGCACAAGAAGCAGCGGGAGCGCAAGGUGUGGUGGCGUAAGCUCGCCCAGUAUCCCUCGAGAUUCUCGCUCGCUGAGGCGAGGAAGACACGUGGUCUCGACGUGACGGAGAUAGAGGCAUGCUUUCCCUUCGGCAACAUCGUCGUCGAGACGAUAACUCAUUAUCCCAGUGUGCGCAAGCUAUAUCCUCAGACGGAAAAUAAUAAAGAUAAUGCCACCACGGAUAACGUGCACAUGAUCGAGCAUGUCGCCUCCCUGGACUGGGGCUGCCUGGCGUUGCUCUGUGAUAGUCGUAUGUCACAGAGUAAUGAGUCGACUACCAGAGUGUACAUUCAUCCCAGGUUAGCCCCAUACAAGGUCACGUUCCGCAUAACGAGAGAAGAGAGCGAGACCAAUUCGGACGAGACGACAGGGGACUUAAGUCGCUUUGUGCUAUACCUAAACAAUACGCUUAGAACGAAGGGAAUCCCCACGAUACUGACAAGUACAGAACAGAUCGUAGAAAUGUGCCUGGUGCCCUACAUCGUGUCGGUGGAUAGGACUAGUCUUAAGAACGGCGUUGUACACGUUGAAAAUCGCUCGACGACCCUUAGCGAGGCGGUACACAUUACCGACCUGGUAAGGUAUAUUAGUCUGCGCGCCUCUUGAAACGCCGUCUCCUUGAACAUGGCACACACAACGGACUACCUCGCGCAAUCAACCACGACGUUCAUCAAGAUAUCACUAUUAUAUAUAACUAUAUUUAAUUAUUUACUAUAUUUAUUACUGAUUACAGUUACAACGAUAUAAACUGUAAAUAUAAAUGAAAAUUCUGAUUUC
This is a messenger RNA of Monomorium pharaonis (pharaoh ant), 1209 nucleotides long. It is a transcript of the gene DNApol-gamma35, whose product is annotated as DNA polymerase subunit gamma-2, mitochondrial. The record is from RefSeq and is a predicted model, not a curated record. Lineage: Eukaryota; Metazoa; Arthropoda; Insecta; Hymenoptera; Formicidae. The coding region runs from base 34 to 1038 and encodes 334 amino acids. The transcript is spliced from 2 exons.